GAUAAAAGUCAUGGACUCAGAUAAUUGUGAGAGCUUGGAUGAUCAUAGUGAUUCUGAGGAUCAUAGUGAUUCUGAGGAUAGUGAUUCUGACGAUCAUAGUGAUUCUGAGGGAGAGAUGAACGUUGAUGUACAAGAGGAUGAGAUUGAGUAUACUUUUGGCUUCUUUGAGAAACUUUUGGGUGUGCUUUCUCUUACUGUGAGGGACAACUUGUCGCAUACUGCUGUUGACAAGCUGCUUCAUUCGACGGAAUUGUAUAAAGGUGUAAAUUUGGAAUACAAAGAGCUUGAAUCAGUAUACCAGAUGCGGAGAUACAUUGAUAGAAACAUGCUACGUCCUAAUGUUUAUUAUCUUUGUCCUUCCUCAAACUGCCUUGGGUCAUACCUGGAAGAAAGUGUUCCAAACAGUUGCACCCAAGAGGAUUGCAAUGAACUGUUGGUAAUAGAAGAGCUUAGAAAGAAGGGACAGUACUUUCUUUACACACCUUUGGCAACCCAAAUCAAACAGAUUCUUGAGAUUGUAGAAAUGGAGAAAGUUAUGAGCGACUAUCUGGAUGGAGCUGUGCUUCAAGGAAUGCAAUCUUAUCCUAACAGCCUGAGAAACAUCUUCUCAUCAAAAAGGUACCAGGAACUGAAAUUGUUGGAUGGUAGAGAGAAGUUUGACCCAAGAUACAACCUCCUUACUUUAAGUCUCAACUUAGAUGGUGUUGAAACCGCAAAAUCUGCCAGUAACUCGCUUUACCCAGUGCAGGUGAUCAUCAAUGAAAUGCCGGAGUAUGUGAGGCGUAAAUUGAUCCUCUGCCCUGAGCUGUUUUUGAAAAACAAAUCAAACGACAUCGACUUCAACCAUCUUGUUUUGAAACCGUUGGUACUGGAGUUGCGCAAAUUGAACGAGGAAGGAGUGGAGUGGUACUCCAGUUUAUUGAAGCGCAGUGUUAGGACUCGUGUGCUGGCGUUUUCAAUGAAUGCAGACUCAGUGAUGAAGCCUGAGCUUAUCUGCAUUCCAGGUCACGCUGGAAAAUACAGUUGUCCGGUAUGUACUAAACAAGGAAAGUCUACCACGAUGGGGAAAGGGAGUACAACAGUUCAAGUACCGGAAGUUGAUAGUCACGACAAUCUAGUCACUUAUCCACUACGAGCUGUGUCGAGUAUAGAGGUGGGUGAAUAUGGAUACGAGGGAUACCCCCUGCUUACUGCUGUGCCGGAGUUUCCUGUUUUCAAGUGUCAUAGCAUCGAUUAUAUGAAUUGUAUUACACUGGGGGUGUUUGCAAAGAUCUUUAGACUGAUUAUGAAAACAGUCGGAGGUGCUGGAGAAUUGCGGGUAGCCCAAGCAACUGUCAACAUCAAAGGAUACACCGGGAUAGAACAUGGUCCCCGAUGUACAUCGGACUUCGCUCACUACAAAAGUAGUGAGUGGAGAGAUUGGGGACUACUGUUCUUCCCCAAAACAUUCGAGGUGCUGAUCGACGAAAAAAUGCUGCAGAAGGAAUUCUUUGAGAACUUUAUUGAUUUAACAGUAGGGAUGUCUCUUCUGUUGAGCGAUGAUAUAACAGAGGACAACUUGGUUCAAGCAGAAAAAUUUCUUAACAGAUUUUUUAUUCAGUUCUGUCGGCUGUACGGUGAGAAGUAUUGCGGCUUCAACUUCCACCUAAUCACUCACUUGGUCGAAAAGGUGCGGUAUCUUGGACCGCUUUGGGCUACGUCCCUCUUUAUUCACGAGGGCUUUAACCAAACCCUAUUAAAGUGCUAUCGUCCAGGGACCUCAGGUCUUAAGCAAAUGGCAGAAAAAUUACAGCUGCGACUGACCGUGCUGCAACUUUUCUCCUUUGUUUCGGCCAAGAAGAAGGACAGUAUAGCUUGCAAACUUGCCGAGCGAGUAUGGUUUCCAUUGGAGCAGCCUGAAAUUGAUGUUGAGACCAGCUCAUUGUUUAAAAGUGUAACUUUGUCUGAGUGGAAUGUAUGUCAAGAAGUGAAAGUAAAGCUUACCACUCUCUACAAUGCUGAUAUCAGCGAUGAAGUAGUUAUAUACGACAGGGUUAAAUACAAGAGAGACAUUUUUACUACUGGUCGUUACUCAGGCGGUAAAAACUCUAAACAAAUUGAUCACUUCAUUUAUUGCAAGGACUCUUCCCAAUUUGGUAGAAUAGACGAUAUCAUAGUGAUAAAUGACGAAACAUUCAUAACCUAUGCUAGGCUUGUCGUUGACAACAAUUACGAUUUCAACAUUUUUCCGACAAACAUCAGGGAUAUCCCACAUAUUAAACGUUGUCGGGCGACAUCAGAAAUAAAUGUUCUGAAACUUAGUAAAACUAACUUAAUUUUAAAGAAAUGUAUUUGUCUUACCCUCAAAGACAACUCCAUAAUGCUUGGCUAUAUGCCAUUUCCGUCGGAAGCCUCUUAAUGGGACUAGCUUUUAUUUGGAGUUAAGCAAUGAUUUAGCUUCGUGCAAAUUGUGUUAUUUUGGUCCAGUGAAAUUUAAAGUGUUACAUUUAAGAACAGAGAGCAACAUUUCAGUAAGAUUUAUUUGCUACUUUCAAUCAUUGGUGAUUGGUUUUUAUCUUAUCUAAUAAUCAAAUGUUCCGGUACACUCUUUUGUACUUUUCCAUAACGAAAUUGGCGGGAAUAAUUUUGUUGGCGGGAAACAAGCGUUCUAGUUUCUUCUCUC
Bolinopsis microptera is the source of this 2662-nucleotide messenger RNA. RefSeq lists its product as uncharacterized. The transcript has 5 exons. The record is from RefSeq and is a predicted model, not a curated record. Bases 11 to 2398 code for a protein of 795 amino acids. Lineage: Eukaryota; Metazoa; Ctenophora; Tentaculata; Lobata; Bolinopsidae.